This is a messenger RNA of Branchiostoma belcheri (Belcher's lancelet), 5315 nucleotides long. RefSeq names its product brefeldin A-inhibited guanine nucleotide-exchange protein 1-like. The transcript is spliced from 33 exons. NCBI's taxonomy places the organism in Eukaryota, Metazoa, Chordata, Leptocardii, Amphioxiformes, Branchiostomatidae. Gene Ontology annotation, molecular function: guanyl-nucleotide exchange factor activity. The record is from RefSeq and is a predicted model, not a curated record. The coding region runs from base 273 to 5306 and encodes 1677 amino acids. Gene Ontology annotation, biological process: regulation of ARF protein signal transduction.
AUCUUGGGGUCCUUUUGUACACACAGGGUGAUUUUAGAAGUCAAAUUCUGUGUGUCGAGCGAUUUUUUGUCACAAAUUCUGAGCAAAAUUUGUUCGGCAGAAAAUUUUGGGAUCUAAGCCGCCAUUUUGGACGUAGGAUGCCGGGAAUGGUCACGUGAGGUCCAACAUGGCGACAGUGGGACAGAGUUGGUGACUCCGACACUCCAACAUGACAAAAUCAACCUCUAGCUCCGUAGUCUUUUCAUAAUUCCCACCACUCUUGUCGAUUUAAGAUGCACAAGGGGAAGAAGACCAAGACGAUGUUUCUUAUCCGCGCCCUGGAGAAGAUCCUUAGCGACAGGGAGAUCAAAAAGUCGCACCACUCGCAGCUGAAGAAGGCUUGCGAGGUGGCACUAGAGGAGAUCAAGGGAGAAAUGGACAAUGAUUCCCCAGGAGAAAUUAUUGAGGACAACCCUUCCUCAGCCCUGCCCCUGCCCAAGUCCAAACAGAGGAGCAUCGAUGCUGACAAGUACUUCCUGCCGUUUGAGCUGGCCUGUCAGUCCAAGUGUCCCCGGAUAGUGUGCACUGCCCUGGACUGUCUGCAGAAACUCAUGGCGUACGGCCACCUUGUCGGUGAUGCACCAGACAGCACCACUCCGGGUAAAAAGCUGAUUGACCGCAUCAUCGAGACAAUCUGUGGCUGCUUCACGGGCACCACCACAGACGACGGGGUACAGCUACAAAUCAUCAAGGCCUUACUGACUGCUGUUACAUCUAACACCUGUGAAGUCCAUGAAGGCACGGUGCUUCAGGCUGUCAGGACCUGUUAUAACAUCUACCUGGCCAGCAAGAACCUCAUCAACCAGACAACUGCCAACGCCACCCUCACACAGAUGUUAAAUGUCAUCUUCUCAAGGAUGGAGAUACAAGCUGCUAAAGAACAGGCACUACAGCUUGAAAGAACAUCUAGCCGAGCAUCACUGACUAAAAGUGAAGGCAGUGAAGGAACCCCCGUCCCUACCCCACCACCCCACGGGCUGUCCAAUGGUGAGGUGGUCACGGACAUGGCCGACAACAAAGAAGAUGGAACUCAGUCACAGAAGGAAGCCGGGGAAGACGUGGAGUCUUCACAGACAGAAGACUCGCAGGCGAGAACACAGGAAGAACAGGGGUCUGGUGACUCCAGCAGUGAGGGACAGAAGCAGGGAGAGGCAGCGACUGUGUCGGAAGAGCAGGGCUCAGACUUACCCGAGUCAGAACAGCACGACACGGAACAGCAGGCUGGGGAGACACAGCAAGUACAGCAGGAAGGGACACAGCAGGAACAGCAAGACACAGCUGUCCCCACAGAGCCAGUGUCAGGGGAACAGGAACAGACAGUAGAACAUGUGGUGGCGUCUAUCAUCGAUGACAUGAUAUCUGCUGCAGUGGAAGCUCCGGAGGGCCAGGCGACAGACGAGACCCUGACCCCGGUGGACCCCACCGCCCCAGGGGAUGACCCAGAGAACCAGGACUAUAACCUGGAGACGCCGGAGGCCAGGGAGGCAGCCGCAGCUGCCAGAUUCUCACAUGUCUUACAGAAGGACGCUUUUCUGGUGUUCCGCUCCCUCUGUAAGCUGUCCAUGAAGCCCCUGCCUGAUGGACCUCCUGAUCCAAAGUCCCACGAGCUGCGGUCCAAGGUGCUGUCCCUGCAGCUGCUGCUGUCCAUCCUGCAGAACGCUGGCCCGGUGUUCCGCACCAACGAGAUGUUCAUCAACGCCAUCAAACAGUACCUGUGCGUCGCUCUGUCCAAGAACGGCGUGUCCCCGGUGCCCAAAGUGUUUGAGCUGUCCCUGGCCAUCUUCCUCACUCUCCUGUCUCACUUCAAAACACAUCUCAAGAUGCAGAUAGAGGUGUUUUUCAGGGAGAUUUUCUUGAACAUCUUGGAAUCCUCUAGCUCAACGUUUGAGCACAAGUGGAUGGUUAUCCAGGCACUCACACGUAUCUGUGCUGAUGCCCAGAGUGUUGUAGACAUCUACCUGAACUAUGACUGUGACCUGACGGCAGCCAACAUCUUUGAGAGGCUGGUGAACGACCUGACCAGGAUCGCUCAGGGCAGGGGCGCGGUCGAACUGGGGGCCACGCCCAACCAGAUCCAAUCUGAGAAGACCAUGAGAAUGAAAGGACUGGAGUGCCUUGUGUCUAUACUGAAGUGUAUGGUAGAGUGGAGUAAGGACCUGUAUGUCAACCCCAAUCUGCAGGCAAAUCUAGGCCAGGAAGCAUCCAAGGACGUGGACACAGACAGCGGACACGGCACCAUGGCACGGCACGCCAGCGAAAACUCCCUCAACUCCUCCUCACCCAGCGUGGGAUCCAGCGUGCACGACAAUCCUGAACAGUUCGAGUCACUCAAACAACAGAAGGAAAUCUGGGAACAAGGCAUAGAACUAUUUAACAAGAAACCAAAGAAAGGGCUGCAGUUUCUUCAGGAGCAAGGCUUGCUGGGUAAAAGUGCCUGGGAUGUGGCUGAUUUCUUCCACACUGAUGAGAGAUUGGACAAGACACAAAUUGGAGAUUUUCUAGGAGAAAAUGAAAAGUUUAACAUGGAGGUGAUGUACACAUACGUGGACCAGCUGGACUUCUCAGGCAGGGACAUUGUGUCGGCCCUGAGGCUGUUUCUGGAGGGUUUCCGGCUCCCUGGUGAAGCACAGAAGAUUGACAGGCUGAUGGAGAAGUUUGCUGGCAGAUACUGUGAAACAAACCCCAAUUUAGCCAUAUUUGCCAGUGCUGACACUGCCUAUGUGUUGGCCUAUUCCAUCAUCAUGCUGACUACUGACCUCCACAGUGCACAGGUCAAAAGGAAGAUGACCAAAGAAGAUUACAUCAAGAUCAACAGGGGCAUCAACGACAGCAAGGACCUACCUGAAGAGUACCUGUCUGCUAUUUAUGACGAGAUAGCUGGGAACAAAAUUGCCAUGAAAGAGCAUGUCAGGGCCACAGGGCCCAAGCCUAUGGCAGCAAAAGAUGUACAAACUGAGAAACAACGUAAGCUACUGUACAAUAUGGAGAUGGAGAACAUGGAGAAAACUGCCAAGGCUCUGAUGGAGAGUGUCAGCCACGUCCAAACCAACUUCACCUCCGCCACACAUUUUGAACAUGUCAGACCCAUGUUCAAGAUGGUGUGGACCCCGUUCCUGGCAGCCUUCAGUGUAGGACUGCAGGACUGUGACGACACAGAAAUAGCCAACCUCUGUCUGGACGGCAUCAGAUGUGCAAUAAGGAUCGCCUGUAUCUUCAAUAUGGAGCUUGAGAGAGAUGCGUACGUUCAAGCGCUUGCCAGGUUCACGUUGUUGACUGCGAAUGCGGAGAUUACGGAGAUGAAGACCAAAAACAUCAACACCAUCAAAACCCUCAUCACCGUGGCCCACACGGACGGGAACUACCUGGGCAAGUCCUGGUUAGAGAUAUUGAAAUGCAUCUCCCAGUUGGAGCUGGCUCAGCUGAUAGGUACCGGAGUGAGACCCCGCUUCAUCGGUGGGGGGAACAGCAAGGGACACCAGGACACGGUCGACUCACUGGAACCAGGGUUUCGGACGGCGGGGCUGGUGGAUAAACAGAAGAUGGCGUCAUUCCAGGAGUCUAUGGGAGAGACCAGCUCCCAGAGCGUGGUGGUCGCUGUGGACAGGAUCUUUACUGGAUCCACCAGACUAGACGGAAACGCUGUCGUACAUUUUGUGACGGCCCUGUGCCUGGUGUCCACGGACGAGCUGUCAUCGCCCACCCACCCCCGCAUGUUCAGCCUGCAGAAGAUCGUGGAGAUCUCCUACUACAACAUGGGCCGCAUCAGGCUGCAGUGGUCCAGACUGUGGCAGGUCCUGGGAGAACACUUCAACAGGUGUGGAUGCCAUCAGAAUGAGGAUGUGUCGUUCUUCGCGGUGGACUCCCUUCGUCAGUUAUCCAUGAAGUUCCUGGAGAGAGGAGAGUUGCCCAACUUCCGUUUCCAGAAGGACUUCCUGCGUCCUUUCGAGUACAUCAUGAAGCGGAACAAGUCACCGACCAUCCGAGACAUGGUGGUGCGCUGUGUGGCACAGAUGGUUAACUCACAGGCCCCCAACAUCAAAUCAGGUUGGAAGAACAUCUUCUCUGUCUUCCACUUGGCCGCGGCGGAUUCAGAGGAGGCCAUCGUUGAGCUGGCCUUCCAGACCACGGGGAAGAUCAUCUCCAGCAUCUUUGAACAGUAUUUCUACGCUGUGAUUGACUCCUUCCAGGACGCCGUGAAGUGUCUGUCGGAGUUUGCCUGCAACGCCGCCUUCCCAGACACAAGUAUGGAGGCCAUCCGGCUAAUAAGGAGCUGUGCCAAGUACGUGGCGGACAGACCGCAGGCGUUCCGUGAACACGGCGGCGACUUGGAGCUCAACGUGUCAGAGGAGGACCGUGUGUGGGUGAAGGGCUGGUUCCCUGUGCUGUUUGAACUGUCCUGCGUCAUCAACAGGUGUAAACUGGACGUCAGGACAAGAGCGCUGACAGUGAUGUUUGAAGUGAUGAAGACGUACGGCCACACGUUCCACCAGCACUGGUGGCAGGACCUCUUCAGGAUUGUCUUCAGGAUUUUUGACAACAUGAAGCUGCCGGAACAACAGCCAGAGAAAGCAGAAUGGAUGACGACCACCUGUAACCACGCCCUGUACGCCAUCAGUGAUGUGUUCACACAGUAUUUUGACAUCCUGUGUGACAUUCUCCUGAGUGACCUGUUCUCUCAGCUACACUGGUGUGUGAAGCAAGACAAUGAACAGCUUGCCAGGUCUGGCACUAACUGCCUAGAGAACAUGGUCAUCUCCAAUGGCAACAAGUUCACCCCUGAGACCUGGGACAAAACAUGUAACCUCAUGUUGGAUAUCUUCAAGACAACGAUACCUCAUGCGUUGUUGACCUGGAAACCCGGAGGUCCAGAGUCAGAGCCCCCCUCCCCCUCUACCACCAAGUCAUUACAGGACAGCCAGAUGGACACCCAGUCACAGAAGUCCCUCAGCAUGCAGAGUUCGGUGGAUGUAGGGGAUCUUGGAAGCGAGGAGCGACGGGGUAGUCAGCAGAGUCUGACCAGCGUGGGCAGCGAAGGGUCGCGGGUUCAACAACGGGAGAGACGGCCUACGGGAGAGCGGCAAAGAUCAUCUGUUGACCACAAGUUGUUUGCUGGGCUGCUGAUUAAAUGCGUGGUGCAGCUGGAACUGAUUCAGACCAUCGACAACAUCGUGUUUUUCCCCGCCACCAGUCGCAAGGAAGACGCAGCCAACAUGGCAGCAGCACAGGUGAGUACAAAGUGUCCUCUGAGAUUCUGGAAGAAAUUAUAGUACGCAGUU